CGACCCCGCAAGGCCUCAUCUGCAACCUGAGUGUUUACAAUAAUUGACAGUGUUGCCUGAUCGCAAUGUGACCUCCGGCUGACGUCUUCUCCACACCUCUCCUCAGCCUCACUCAGCUGCCAAUCAAAUGCACACGGACAAUAAGCUGGCCAAUCAUGGCAAGCAAGUUACCGGUGACGGACGAUCUCAAAUGGCCGGCGUAAACCUGCAGGCUCAGCCGCAGCCGCAGCAGCAGCAGCAGCAGCAGUCGCGACACCUGACGUUCCUCUUCCUCAAUCUCUAUUUGCUCAUCCUCUUCAUCAUCUUCCUCUUCCUGAUGUGGUAUUCUCACAGCUUUUUCUGUUUGCAUGUUGAAGAGGGUGUGACGCGCAGUAAGCGCCGUUGCGUCCUGGAGAAGAAGCAGCCAUACAGUGGAGAUGAGUGGUGCUCCGGACCUGAUACGGAGGACGACGAAGACAAGCCACAUUCGACGACGCAACGGGAGCGAGUACUGCCAGGACCCAGGCAGGGGCAACCUGAUCAUCCUCCUGCGGGGGCCGCUGGGUCUGGGCCUGCAAUGGCUUGUGGACCUGGACCUGGACCUGGACCUGGACCUGGACCUGGACUGAAGCCAGGACCACUUGCACUUCAGUCCUCGAAGCAGUUGUUGUAUGUCUUCACCACCAGCAUGGCCAACAGUGCUGCAGAGGCAGUAAUGAAGGGAAAGAUGGAUUCCAUUCUUCAGUUUCACCAGCAAAAUGUUCCACGAACCAAGUUAGAGCAGGGCCCCGCAUUGGCGAGUAACACAGAGAAGGUGAACUCCAGUGCCUCUCCGCCCGCAGGCACCCCCAUAUCCAAAAGUGGAACCCCGCGACCCAACUCAGCAGGAGGCGGCAUCUCCUCACUUGCAGCAGAAACGGCGACGUCAGGGGACCACACUGACAAUGGUUCCCCUCGGACCAGACAUGGCGGCCUCUCCAUUAGUAACUCGAUUCUCUCCCAUAGACCAGAGGGAGAUGGCAGAGGCACCCCUUUAGACCCUGUCUCAGGAACUGCACAUGAUGAGGGUCUUCCCAUUGCUAGUCUGUCUCCAUCGGGGAGUCCUUCCAUCCUGUCUGCGCAUUUACAGAGCGUCACGGGACAUAGAAGCGGCCCUGGGAAUGCAGGCGGUCUUUCCAAGGAGCAGCUGGAACACAGAGAACGUUCUUUGCAGACUCUGAGGGACAUCGAGAGACUAUUUCUACGCACUGGAGCGAGAGGGAGCCCUCAUGGCGACACGGGGGGUUCCAACAGUAACCUUACAAACAACGCUUCCAACGUCAUGAACAACAAUGGUAGCGAUCAAGGCGCUAUUCUCGAGGACGGCGACAACGGUACAAACACUGGAGAUUGCAGCAGCGGUAGCAUGGCGCUGUCAGCGUUGGCCUCUCUGAAGAAAUUUGAAGAACCAUUACAGUCCAUAAUGUCACAAACACAAUCGCUCAGCACUGCCACGCACAGCCCCGAAAUGGACCCUCACCAUAAUCUACCGCAGCACCCUCAUCAUCAGCUCUCUUCCCCUGGCUUGGACAUGGGCCCCUUACUUGGACCGGAGGGGCUGACCCAAGAACAAAUCGCGUGGCGGAAACUCCAAGAGGAGUACUACCACGAGAAACGGCGGCAACAGGAAAUGCAAAAUCCCCAACACUUUAGGAUGAUGACUGAAAUGGGCUUGCAUGGAGGUCCCAUGAUGAUCAGGGGACCCCCUCCCCCGUAUCACAGCAAGCCUGGAGAUCACCAGUGGGCUUCUGGAAAUAUGAUGGGAGGCGGCUUGCCUGGAAAUGUACGAAUGGCGGGCAUGCACCAAGAAGGUCCUGGACGUCCAAAGUUCCUAGCACAUAUGCAGAGAGGGCCUCCAGGUGGAGCAGGGUUUCCUGGCAGUCCAGGGGGGAUGUUAUCUGUCGAUGCUCUCGGACCCCAAAGGCCUACUAGACCAGGGAUUUGGCUUGAUAAUAUGCCCAGCAACAUGGACGGCGGAGGUUCAUUCCACGGUUGCUACCCUCCUCAACACUUGCAGGAUGACCCAGAACUGUUAACCCGUGAGGAAUUAUUUCGCCUGGCGGAGAAGCGGCAGAUGCAGGGUCUUCCUAGGUUUGAACUUGACCGGAUUAUUGCACAGCAGCAACAGGGCAAUAUGGGAUCAAGAAUUAUGGGAAAUCCUGGGGGUCCAGACAUCUCCAAUUUAGGUAUGGGCAGGGGUCCACCUUCCAAUCAAGGGGAUCCUAUGGACUUUCCUGGUUCACGGGAUAUGAUGGGCUCCCCUGGAGGAGGGCCUCAGAUUAGAGACUUAAUAGACACCCCUUUGGGGAGCAACCUUUCAAUAAACAUGAACCCACAGAUGAAUAUUCAGCAGCAGCAUAUGACUCUGUCGCAAAAGCUCAGAAGGGGCCCAGGAAGUGCGGGGCCUCUGAGUGAGUUCUUCAGCCCUGCGGAGAUUGCGAGAAUACGAGCGUCACAAAAUGAAAGAAGAAAUAUGGGAAUGGUUUCAGGACCUGAUGGACCCUUUCGUUUUCCAACGCCUAGCCCUUUCUCCGGUGGACCGGGUGAAGGGCCAUAUCCUCAACAGCCUGGUCCCGAGAUGUUUGGGCCUGAGCAGGAGGCUCGUAAUUCGAUGGGAGGUACGUCAAGGCUCAGUCAUAUGCCAAUCACUGGAGAGCUCAGAGGACUGGGUCCUGGUCCUCGGCAUCCUACCGACCUUUCGGUUAAUGUUCACCCACUGACGACUCCUGCGGUCCAGCAUCCACACCAGCUCAAUUCACCAUCCCUUCAUCGAGAGCCACCAGCUCAUCUUCCCUCUCCAUCUGCUCCAGGCCAGAAGUCACCCUCAAUUAUCGCCCCCGCAGGGCCUCACCCCCCUCUUCCCCCUGCUUCUGGUGCAGGGACACCUUGCUCUUCUUCCAUGAAAUCGCCCCAGAUAAUGGGGUCUUCAAAUCCUGAGUUGCACUCCCCAUCUAUCUCACCUGGACGACUUAAGUCCCCGGCUAUGGCUAUCGGCUCUCCCGCGUGGAUGUCUCCGAAAACAGAUCCUUCAAGUCCAGGUGGUCUAACAGGUGUGAGGGUUGCAGGCAACGGAGGAGGUCAUUGUGAGACAGGGCGUUCACUGCACCCCAGAAGUUCCAACUCCACCCCAAGUAGCCAAGCAGGCUCGAUGAAUCCUAGUAUGACAUUUGCAACGUCGCCUGAUACCCCCAAAACACAGAAUCCUUUGUCGCUGAUCAUGUCUCAGAUGUCCAAGUAUGCCCUGCCCAGUUCCACUCCCCUUUAUCACGACGCAAUCAAAACAAUAGCAACUUCUGAUGACGAGAUGCUGCCCGACCGACCUCUUCUGUCCGGUGUCAGCAUGGGAGGAAACAUGGGGAACCCGCCUCCAUCCCAGAUGCUGGUCUCCCAGAGUUCCAUUGGUGCCCAAAGUGACUCUCAAAGCCCCGUGGGAAUCCCAAGUCAAGGUCAGCAGCAGCUAUCCCACGAUGCCUCAGAACCAGUGCUGUCUUCUCCAAACCCACUGGGCCUUCCUGUUAUGAGUUCCACCAUGAUGGUCGGAGGAAGUGAUGACCUUGGUCCUUGCAAUGUUUCACCGAUCUCUCAAAACCAGAUGGCGGCUUUCCCCCGUUUACAGCCGUCGUCUCACGUCCAUAUACGCUCACCCAUCAGCAGAAUGUCACAGAACUUCCCUCAGUCCGGCGAGGAUAUUCUCCCAUCUCAGCAGCUGCACCUGAUUGCUAAAGACUCCCACCAACGCCACCCUCAUCCCUCAGAGUCCUUUCCACCUCUUCCCAUGGGCGACGGCCCGGAUCUAAGCGAAGUCAUCCGACCUACCCACUCUGGGAUUCCUGAGUUCGACCUGUCCCGCAUCAUUCCCUCUGAUAAGCCCAGCAGCACUCUGCAAUAUUUCCCGAAGAGCGAACCGCACCAGAAUCCAAACCAGGGGCCCGGAUCACAGCCGCCACCUUCCCAGCAGCUCCUCAAACACUUGUCUUCCUCUGGUCCUCCACACAUCUCGUCAUCCAACCCCCACUUGGCCAAUUUACAGAACAUGAUGGCCGAGCAGCAGCUGACGCCUCACCAGGGGCAGGGCGGACUCAGCCAAAACAUGGCCGUCCUCCAAGGGGACACCAGGGGAAUGGUGUCCGGCGCAGGCAUCGGCCCCAUGUGCCCCCCGGGACACAUAUUGGGAAGGACAGGCAUGGUUCCCCAGCAACAGCAAGCCAUGAUGGCCAACAGUUUUCUUCACCAUCCCUCCGGUGCCUACCCGGGAAUGAUGUCACCUCAACAGCACCAGCACAAUUUGAUGGCGCGGCAAAACGUGAUGAUGAUGCAGGCUAAGCAGCGCAACAUGCCCAUCCCGGGAGACCCCUUUGGCCCCCAGAGUGCUUUAAUGUCCCCUCAGGGUGCCUUGAUGGCCCCAUCCCACGCACAGACUGGAAUGAUGGGACCGCAGUCCUUCAGACAGCGGGGGAUGUCUCUGGACAGCCCCAUUGGUUACGGUCCUGGCGGUAUGGCCAACAUGCCUUUUUGAUCCACCCAACGCGGCCUGGACAAGUGUCUCAAUUAUGUUGCCAUUGGAAUCCAUGAAUCAUUCGUUCCUUCCGCUUUAAUUGGCAGUCGAACAUUGAACAACAAGAAAAGUACUCAUUGUUUUAGUUGUUUUUUUUUUUUUUGUGUAACAGAAAAAAUGAAAACGCAAGUAAUUGAUUCCCCCUAAAAGUUUUUGAGUUGCCAAAAAUGACUGUUUAAACUGGAAACAUACGACAUUCCAUGAUCCCAAAACACUUGUGGUUUCAUCUUACAACAUUACCUUUAAAAAUAAUUGGCUAACUGAGGAUUCAUUUCGGAAAAAUGCUCUGAAAAUGUGCAUGUACAUGAACUUGCGGCGAACACUCUCCAUAACUUCCACUAACAUCCCAGGCAAAACUUUGCUCCUCUGUCGUUCACUAAAGUGUAGCGCUCCAACUUCCUUGAUAACAAAUUUCUAUUUUUAAGCCUUCACAUACAAUACAUCACAUAAUUGUCCCAUGUUAUAAUAUGGGCAACAGAUAAUGGUCUGGACAUCUUGUGAAGAAACAAGAAACAAGCCAAUGUAUCUUUUCUAAGUCGUGCUUGUUACCACAUUUCCAUUUCACGCAAAUUAAACCAAUUUAGGACCGUAUUUUCUGCACUAUAAAACGCUUUGGAUUAUAAAGUGCACCUUCAAUGAAUGGCCCAUUUUAAAACUGUUUUCAUAUAUAGGGCACACCGCAUUAUAAGGCGCAUGGAAUAGAAGCUGCAACGGUGGCUGCGGUUUCGCUGUGCAUCCACUAGGUGGUGCUAGGCUAAAGGAAUACAAUACAAUACAAUGCAAGACAAUGUAUUGCACUGUCGGCCUGAGAAAAUUGAAUGCUUUUGGGUGUGCCUUUAGUGUGGAAAAUACGGUAUUUUAAUCAUACUCAGUCCUGUGGCCUGUUUUUCAAUUUUUCUAUAUUUAACCGUCCGCUCACAUUUAAGUAUGAACAAUCAUAUAUUUUUGCCCUUUUUUGUGUUACAUUAAAAAUUAAAUAAAUCAUUGUUUUAGAUGUUUUGGAUUGCCAUUUGAAAAUGAAUAGAACAAAUUUUGCACGGAUUAGCGUGCCUAUGCAUUUUUUAUUUUUUUUAAUCGCGCUUGUCUUUCUUUUGGGGUGGGAGAAGAGAAAUUACAGAUAUCAGUAACAUGCUUUGCUACUGAUUUGUACAUUGAAAUAUUUAGGAGCACUGUAAAACGGUUCGAUAUAAAAAUUUGAAGAGCAUUUCUUAUAUAAAAAAGGAAAAAAACCCUGUAAAGUUUGUACAUUUCUGAGAUGUGCUUGUUUGUCGGAAAUCACAUGAUAGUUAAGUGUGUGUGUGUGUGUGUGUGUGUGUGUGUGUGUGUGUGUGUAUGAGAGAUGAAAUAAUAUAUACCUGCUGUAUAUAAGAUGCAAUUUGUGAUUGUUUGCACUCUCGUUAUAUAUAACUGUGUUUUAAUGGAAGUCUAAAAGAAAUGGAAGAGUGAGAAUCUCUAUGGUGGGUUUUACUUGGGAUGGAGGUUACUGUUUGAUAAACAGACAAUGAAACACGGUUGCAGUCAAAUAAAUGAAAGCCUUAAUAACC
Messenger RNA from Hippocampus comes (tiger tail seahorse), 6117 nucleotides. It is a transcript of the gene bcl9l, whose product is annotated as bcl9 like. Gene Ontology annotation, biological process: negative regulation of transforming growth factor beta receptor signaling pathway; positive regulation of transcription by RNA polymerase II; canonical Wnt signaling pathway. Lineage: Eukaryota; Metazoa; Chordata; Actinopteri; Syngnathiformes; Syngnathidae. Gene Ontology annotation, cellular component: beta-catenin-TCF complex. The record is from RefSeq and is a predicted model, not a curated record. Gene Ontology annotation, molecular function: transcription coactivator activity; beta-catenin binding.